AUGAAUAACGAACAAACUCCAAGUAAAGAAUUGAUCCGUUCUAAAGGCAGCGAGACUUCACUUACAGACUCUCCUUUAAAACCAAAACAAGAGAUUUUAGACGAAGAUACAUAUACCGAGGCCUUAAGCGAGAUUAUUAAAAAGGAUUUUUUUCCUUCUCUUCUAACUCUUGAAGCACAGCACGAUUAUGUUGAUGCCUGGAAUUCAAAUAAUCCAGAUCUAAUCAGAGAUGCUACUCGUAAACUUAACGAAUUAACUACGCCAUCCAGGAAAACAAAUGCUCCAACACCAAAAGGACCAGGAUUGACUCCAGGAUUAACUGCAUCACAAGGAGGAUGGGAUACACCUGUAUCCACUAAAGGAUCCACCGUGUUUAAAGUUCCAGCGCCAAAGAAGACUAAUGAGCAGAGAAAAGAAAAAUAUAAAUGGAUGUAUGAUAAAGAAAAAGAUCCAUUAUUGCUUGAAGAUAAUAAAGAUAAACCAAAGUUGAUCGAAGGAGCUUCUCAAGACAAGCCUGCUGAAAUUGCUUCUUGGAAAUAUAAAGUAAAAAAUUCAUUAAUGUUUUAUCCUGAAGGCCAAGAUCAAGUUCCUGAAGAGAAUUCAAGAAGAGCACCAAAACAAAUAGUCCACAAUGCUACGAGAUUCGAGUCUACAGAUGAAACUGUAAGAUAUAAAGCAAUAUUCUUUAAUGAAAGUGCUUCUCAUACUCCCCGAGUUGGUGGUUAUAGUUUCGUUUCUGCCACACCGUCACCAAAUCCUUCACAAAUUGACACCUCAGAGCUUAUGACCUGGGGUAUGAUUGAAGGUAGUCCUUUGUUAAUUGGAGGAGAUCAAACACCAGUACGCGCGUCUCUAUUAUCACCUGCAGCGCGUAAAUUGCUACAUAAAUCAGGGUUCCCUUAUGUCAAGCAAAAAGGGACCUAG
Racocetra fulgida is the source of this 924-nucleotide messenger RNA. Lineage: Eukaryota; Fungi; Glomeromycota; Glomeromycetes; Diversisporales; Gigasporaceae. The record is from the annotation of a GenBank genome assembly.